AUGCGCCACUUGGGGGUGGACAUUCCGGCCUGGACAGCUCGGGGGCUGCAAGACGCCUUCGCCCGUUUGCUGCCUUUCGACUUCGUCUUGAGGAUCAUGGGGGCUCUUCUGUUCGAGGGCAGCAUGGCUCUCUUCAGGUUUUCACUCGCGCUCGUCCAGAUGCUCGAGCCGGAUCUGAUGGCCUGCGAUACCAUUGAGGCGGCGGAGAAGGUUUUGUACCGCUGUAGUACUGAUCCGCGGCUGAGCAUUAACGUGUUGUCCACGCAUGAGUUCUUGACCAUAAAGCCUGAGGGCCAGUCGACCAUCAUCAGCUCCAUGGGCACUUGGGAAACCAUAUGGCGUUGGCUGCCAGAAAUACAACGAUGCGCAACCCCGUGGCUGGUGUUCAGCAGCAGACGCGACGGCUUCACUUUGUCUUCUUUGACGACUCGCUGCUCGAAUUGUUUUAAUCCUUUCAUCUUCUGCGCGUCGACAGACGGCAGAGAAAGCUUUGGCUUCUUUUCCCCCGUCGUCUUCAGCAGCCACAAAAACAGCUCCAACUCUUGCACAGACCUCAGUGAUGCCUUUGUCUUCACUUUAACCCCCAAGCCAAACGCCUUUUGGUGGACCGGCAAAAACUCGGCGUUUCUGCGAGUCCGCAGCGACGGAAUAUUUCUGGGCAGCGACGGGUAA
This is a messenger RNA of Eimeria tenella, 672 nucleotides long. RefSeq names its product Chromosome II, complete genome, related. The transcript is spliced from 5 exons. The coding region runs from base 1 to 672 and encodes 223 amino acids. The record is from RefSeq and is a predicted model, not a curated record. Lineage: Eukaryota; Apicomplexa; Conoidasida; Eucoccidiorida; Eimeriidae.